Pelobates cultripes (western spadefoot toad) is the source of this 249-nucleotide messenger RNA. Lineage: Eukaryota; Metazoa; Chordata; Amphibia; Anura; Pelobatidae. The record is from the annotation of a GenBank genome assembly.
CUACAGAGGGUUCCAGUGUGACUAUUUCAUGAUAGUGGAAGCCGCAUGUACCACGGAUGCAAUGGGAGAGGCGCCCAACAUCCUACAACUCCAAGAUACACUGUUCACUGCAUUCUGGAGGAAGCUAAGCAACAGGAAAACACAAUCAAUGCCCAAGGCUCCUGAACCAUCUAAGAGACCACCCACAGUGCCCAACGCCUUACAGCCUGCCCGAAAAGGCAAAGGCCUUCCCGAACUACCCCAAAGAAG